This is a messenger RNA of Prunus mume (Japanese apricot), 900 nucleotides long. RefSeq lists its product as uncharacterized. Gene Ontology annotation, biological process: negative regulation of DNA-templated transcription. The record is from RefSeq and is a predicted model, not a curated record. NCBI's taxonomy places the organism in Eukaryota, Viridiplantae, Streptophyta, Magnoliopsida, Rosales, Rosaceae.
UCCCUCUCUCUCUCUCUAAAGGCAAUAGUAAAACAACUCUCUCGUCUCUAUAUCUCCCUCCAAUGUCUUCCAGCAAAAAGCACAAGCUUAUCAAAACCCUACUCAUAUCCAAUAUCGCAGGUUGUGGCUGUGGCAAGCCAAAGCUCUCAGAUGUAUAUGAGCCAACUCCAAAACCCAAAACCCAAAUCCCCCAAAACCCAACUCUCAAACGACGUUCCUCUUCAAGCUCUUGUGACAAAAAUGGCAGUUUCACUGUUGAUGACGACGAUGAUAAUGAGGACCAGUGCACCUCCACCACCAUCUCCUUCAACAACAACUCCUCCUCACACCCGUCUGAUUCAUCAGAAAGCACAAAUCCAAAGAACACCAAGUUGCCAAGCCCCAAGUGGACAAAGAUCGACGACAGCAUUGCUGUGGUGAAGGAAUCCAACGAUCCCUACCAAGACUUCAGGCAGUCUAUGCUGCAGAUGAUCGUAGAGAAGCAGAUUUAUUCAAAGGAGGAUCUGCAGGAGCUGCUCAGCUGCUUUCUUGAACUCAACUCUGCAUCCCACCAUGAUGUUAUUAUCCAAGUUUUUACACAAAUCUGGAAUGAUCUGAUCAGAGAAAGUAAGAAACCGAUCAUGUGAAUCCCAGCGGUGACAUGUGUCAUGGCCAUGUGAGGCAUUGAAUUGAUGGGCAAGUGGGAGAGGUUGGGAAAAUUCAUUAGCCAUAAAUUCAUGGGGUUGGUACUCAAGAUUAAAGCACAUGCGGAGAGAUAUUGUGUUUUCCCAUUUGGGUUGGUGUGUACGGUGGGAGAAAAAUUUACAUGUAAUGGGAUGUCACUGUGGUGAUAUUAUCAUGUAUUUUAAUUUCUCGACAUAUUUGAAAUAUGUCUACAGUGAAAUUUCCCAAAUUCUUCUC